Stegodyphus dumicola is the source of this 600-nucleotide messenger RNA. RefSeq lists its product as uncharacterized. Gene Ontology annotation, biological process: outer dynein arm assembly; cilium movement. Gene Ontology annotation, cellular component: cilium; ciliary rootlet; ciliary tip. NCBI's taxonomy places the organism in Eukaryota, Metazoa, Arthropoda, Arachnida, Araneae, Eresidae. The record is from RefSeq and is a predicted model, not a curated record.
AAUCAAUUAACACGUCCCACACUUUUGCAAAACCUAGAAAAAGAAUACGAAAACCAACAGGAUAAGUUGCAAACGUUUUUGGAAAAAGAACACCAAAUCGCAAGUGCAUCUACAAAACCUAAAUAUAACUUCGAAAGAGGAGACCAUGAAGCUGAAAUGCAGAACAAAGACAUUAACGAAAAACAACAGUCGUUUGUAUCUUCUAAAUUGGAACAAUUCGAGGAACAAUUUGAAAGAAUUAAAGAAGUCACGCAAGUCUCUGAUAUUCAAGAAGCAGAUGCUAGGUUUAUAGCUCAGAAAACAAUGCAUGAAGAUCUCUUUGACUUGAAAAAAAAGGCUAUUAAAAGACUACAUGACCUUAGAGAAGAAAAAAGACAAUUGGAUACAAAAAUGGGACUAUUACGUGAUGCAAAUGCAGCCUGCCCCAAAAGAGAACUUGAGGAUGAACUUAUAACUUCAAAAGCAAGGCAAAAUGAGCAGGAGAAAAGAAGACAAGUAGCAAAAAUGGAACUAGAUAGAAUUAAUUUUCUAAUAGCUGACAUUAGAACAGCUCUUCAAAAAUUGUGGAAACUUUUAGCAGAAGGAUUUACAACGGUAUAA